Molecule: messenger RNA, 8069 nt
Organism: Oryctolagus cuniculus (rabbit)
Lineage: Eukaryota; Metazoa; Chordata; Mammalia; Lagomorpha; Leporidae
Source: RefSeq, a predicted model, not a curated record
GCAGGCGCAUCAAGUUGGGUUGCGCAGGAGGAGGGGGAACUGGUGCUGGAGAGACAGCGAGAGGGGCGAACCGGCCCCCCACGGCCGCUGCAGGACUUCCACCAUCUUCCUCUGAAGACCUAGCCAUCUUGUUCCAUGAAGGUCAGGACAAUCUGACAUGCACAUGUUACUUGCCUCUUUACUUGAAGAUUAAUCCUUUUUCCAUUGUGUACAUUUUUCCCUUCCCCAGAACUUGGAGAAACAGCAUCCAUUACUUUCCCAAGAUGGCAGACCCCAUCAUGGACCUGUUUGAUGACCCAAAUUUAUUUGGCCUGGACUCUCUGACUGAUGACAGCUUUAACCAGGUCACCCAAGACCCCAUUGAGGAAGCACUUGGACUGCCAAGCUCUCUGGACUCCUUGGACCAGAUGAACCAGGAUGGUGGAAGUGGUGAUGUGGGGAAUCCAUCAGCAAGUGACCUGGUCCCCCCACCAGAGGAAACAACCCCCACAGACCUUCCCAAAGAAUCCGCAGCUCCAGCUCCUGAAUCUUUAACCUUGCAUGAUUAUACCACUCAGCCCGCCAGCCAGGAGCAGCCAGCCCAACCUGUCUUACAGACAUCGACGCCAACGUCGGGACUUUUGCAGGUCUCCAAGAGCCAGGAGAUCCUGAGCCAGGGGAAUCCUUUCAUGGGUGUCUCUGCUACAGCUGUUCCCUCUAGUACCACUGGAGGACAGCCACCUCAGUCAGCCCCUAAGAUUGUUAUUCUUAAGGCCCCACCAAGCUCCUCAGUCACUGGUGCCCAUGUGGCACAAAUUCAGGCCCAAGGUAUCACCAGCACAACUCAGCCCUUGGUGGCUGGCACAGCCAAUGGUGGAAAAGUCACUUUUACCAAAGUGCUAACUGGCACACCCCUUCGACAAGGUGUCUCCAUUGUCUCUGGUAAUACAGUGUUGGCCGCCAAGGUCCCUGGGAACCAGGCUGCUGUUCAGCGCAUUGUCCAGCCCAGCCGACCAGUAAAGCAGCUGGUCCUCCAGCCAGUGAAGGGUUCAGCUCCUGCUGGAAACCCUGGGGCCACAGGGCCCCCUCUGAAGCCUGCAGUUACACUGACCUCUACACCUACCCAGGGUGAAUCGAAACGCAUCACCCUGGUCCUCCAGCAGCCACAGUCUGGAGGUCCCCAAGGACAUCGGCAUGUUGUGCUAGGGAGCCUACCAGGCAAGAUAGUAUUACAGGGCAACCAGUUGGCAGCCCUAACUCAAGCCAAGAAUGCCCAGGGGCAGCCAGCCAAAGUAGUAACUAUCCAGCUGCAGGUGCAACAGCCACAGCAAAAAAUCCAGAUUGUACCACAACCUCCAUCUUCGCAACCACAGCCCCAACAGCCACCUGCAACCCAGCCACUGACUCUGUCCUCUGUGCAGCAGGCUCAGAUCAUGGGACCAGGACAAAGUCCAGGACAAAGACUUUCAGUGCCACUCAAGAUGGUGCUGCAGCCACAGGCUGGCUCUUCCCAAGGGGCCUCUUCUGGGCUCUCUGUAGUUAAAGUUCUAAGUGCCAGUGAAGUGGCAGCUCUGUCAUCACCAGCAAACUCUGCUCCUCACACGGGAAAGACAGGAAUGGAGGAAAACCGAAGGUUGGAGCACCAGAAGAAGCAAGAGAAAGCAAAUCGGAUUGUAGCAGAGGCCAUCGCUAGGGCUCGUGCCCGGGGUGAGCAGAACAUACCUCGUGUCCUGAAUGAGGACGAGUUGCCCAGUGUUCGACCUGAGGAGGAAGGUGAGAAGAAACGUAGGAAGAAGAGCACUGGGGAGAGGCUGAAGGAAGAAAAGCCAAAGAAAAGCAAAACAUCUGGAGCCUCCAAAACAAAGGGCAAGAGUAAACUCAACACCAUCACUCCUGUAGUGGGUAAGAAGAGAAAACGUAAUACCUCAUCUGAUAAUUCAGAUGUGGAAGUCAUGCCUGCACAAUCACCCCGGGAAGAUGAAGAAAGCAGCAUUCAGAAGAGACGCUCCAAUCGCCAAGUUAAGCGAAAAAAAUACACUGAGGACCUAGAUAUAAAAAUCACAGAUGAUGAAGAAGAAGAAGAGGUAGAUGUAACUGGUCCAAUAAAACCUGAGCCUAUCCUCCCUGAACCUGUGCAAGAACCAGAUGGGGAGACUUUGCCUUCCAUGCAGUUCUUUGUGGAGAAUCCCAGUGAAGAAGAUGCAGCCAUUGUAGACAAAGUGCUUUCUAUGCGGGUUGUGAAGAAAGAGCUUCCUUCUGGACAAUACACUGAAGCUGAAGAAUUCUUUGUCAAGUACAAGAACUACUCCUAUCUGCACUGUGAAUGGGCCACGAUCUCCCAGCUAGAGAAAGAUAAGAGGAUUCAUCAGAAACUAAAACGCUUCAAAACCAAAAUGGCACAGAUGAGACACUUCUUCCAUGAGGAUGAAGAGCCCUUUAAUCCAGACUACGUAGAGGUGGAUAGGAUAUUAGAUGAGUCUCACAGUAUUGACAAGGACAAUGGAGAGCCUGUAAUUUACUACUUGGUGAAAUGGUGCUCUCUGCCCUAUGAGGAUAGUACAUGGGAGCUAAAAGAGGAUGUUGAUGAGGGCAAGAUUAGAGAAUUUAAGCGGAUCCAGUCAAGGCACCCAGAACUCAAAAGAAUGAAUCGCCCUCAGGCGAGUGCCUGGAAGAAGUUGGAGCUAUCACAUGAAUAUAAAAACAGAAACCAGUUACGGGAAUAUCAGUUGGAAGGGGUCAAUUGGCUGCUUUUUAACUGGUAUAACAGGCAGAACUGCAUCCUGGCUGAUGAAAUGGGACUGGGCAAAACUAUUCAGUCCAUUGCCUUCUUGCAGGAGGUAUAUAAUGUGGGCAUCCAUGGCCCCUUCUUAGUCAUUGCCCCUCUGUCAACAAUCACUAACUGGGAGCGAGAAUUUAAUACGUGGACAGAGAUGAACACUAUUGUGUACCAUGGCAGUCUGGCCAGCCGGCAGAUGAUUCAGCAGUAUGAAAUGUACUGCAAAGAUUCACGGGGGCGUCUCAUCCCGGGUGCAUACAAAUUUGAUGCCCUGAUCACCACUUUUGAGAUGAUCUUGUCAGACUGUCCUGAGCUCCGUGAGAUUGAAUGGCGUUGUGUCAUCAUUGAUGAGGCCCAUCGACUGAAGAACCGUAAUUGCAAGCUGCUUGAUAGUCUCAAGCACAUGGACCUGGAACACAAAGUGUUACUCACAGGAACACCACUGCAGAAUACUGUGGAGGAACUGUUUAGUUUACUUCAUUUCUUGGAACCUUCACAGUUUCCUUCAGAAUCAGAAUUCCUCAAGGACUUUGGGGAUCUCAAGACAGAAGAACAGGUUCAAAAGCUACAGGCCAUUCUCAAGCCAAUGAUGCUGAGAAGGCUUAAAGAAGAUGUUGAAAAAAACUUGGCACCCAAACAGGAAACUAUUAUUGAAGUAGAGCUGACUAAUAUCCAGAAGAAAUACUAUAGGGCUAUUUUGGAGAAGAAUUUCUCCUUCUUGUCCAAAGGAGCAGGUCACACCAACAUGCCAAAUCUUCUCAACACAAUGAUGGAGUUGCGAAAGUGCUGCAACCACCCGUAUCUCAUCAAUGGUGCAGAAGAAAAAAUCCUAACUGAAUUUCGGGAAGCUUGCCAUAUUAUACCUCAUGACUUCCAUCUGCAGGCCAUGGUUCGUUCAGCUGGCAAGUUGGUUCUUAUUGACAAGCUACUUCCAAAACUUAAAGCUGGUGGCCAUAAAGUGCUGAUCUUCUCCCAGAUGGUACGCUGCUUAGAUAUCUUAGAGGAUUAUCUAAUCCAGAGAAGGUACUUAUAUGAACGUAUUGAUGGGAGGGUUAGAGGCAACCUCCGACAGGCUGCUAUUGACCGCUUCAGCAAGCCUGACUCAGACCGCUUUGUCUUCUUGUUGUGCACCCGUGCUGGUGGACUUGGUAUUAAUCUUACUGCUGCUGAUACAUGCAUCAUUUUUGAUUCAGACUGGAAUCCACAAAAUGACCUCCAGGCCCAAGCACGAUGUCAUAGAAUUGGACAGAGCAAAGCUGUAAAAGUAUACCGUCUCAUCACUCGUAAUUCCUAUGAGAGAGAGAUGUUUGAUAAGGCUAGCCUCAAGUUGGGAUUGGAUAAGGCUGUACUUCAAUCCAUGAGUGGUCGGGAUGGCAACAUUACUGGAAUCCAACAAUUCUCCAAGAAGGAAAUUGAAGAUCUCUUAAGAAAAGGAGCAUAUGCAGCAAUAAUGGAAGAAGAUGAUGAGGGCUCCAAGUUUUGUGAAGAAGACAUUGACCAAAUCUUGUUAAGACGAACUACAACUAUCACCAUUGAAUCUGAAGGAAAAGGUUCUACCUUUGCCAAGGCAAGCUUUGUUGCUUCUGAAAAUAGAACAGACAUUUCUCUGGAUGACCCCAACUUUUGGCAAAAGUGGGCCAAAAAGGCUGACCUAGACAUGGAUCUGCUGAAUAGCAAGAACAAUUUGGUGAUUGACACACCUAGAGUACGAAAACAGACCCGCCACUUUAGCACGCUGAAAGAUGACGACCUAGUAGAGUUCUCUGAUUUGGAAAGUGAGGAUGAUGAGCGGCCACGCUCCCGAAGACAUGACCGGCAUCAUGCCUAUGGGCGCACUGACUGCUUUCGGGUGGAAAAACACCUGCUGGUAUAUGGUUGGGGACGAUGGCGAGAUAUUUUGUCUCAUGGACGCUUUAAGCGACGUAUGACUGAACGAGAUGUGGAGACAAUUUGCCGGGCCAUCCUUGUCUACUGUCUUCUACACUACCGUGGGGAUGAAAAUAUCAAAGGCUUCAUUUGGGACUUGAUUAGCCCCGCUGAGAAUGGCAAAACCAAAGAAUUGCAAAAUCAUUCAGUCUUUGAUGUCUCCCCUUUCCCAGGUCUAUCUAUCCCUGUGCCCCGUGGACGCAAAGGGAAAAAAGUAAAGUCACAAAGUACUUUUGAUAUCCAUAAGGCAGACUGGAUCCGAAAGUAUAACCCUGACACUUUGUUCCAAGAUGAGAGUUACAAGAAGCACUUGAAACAUCAGUGUAACAAGGUACUGUUGAGGGUACGAAUGCUAUACUACCUGAGGCAAGAGGUUAUUGGAGACCAAGCAGAGAAGGUGUUAGGGGGUGCCAUUGCCAGUGAGAUUGACAUAUGGUUCCCGGUAGUGGAUCAGCUGGAAGUUCCAACAACAUGGUGGGACAGUGAGGCUGAUAAAUCCCUCCUCAUUGGAGUCUUUAAGCAUGGCUAUGAGAAAUACAAUACUAUGAGGGCAGAUCCAGCCUUAUGCUUCCUAGAAAAGGCUGGCCGGCCAGAUGAUAAAGCCAUUGCAGCAGAACAUCGAGUGUUGGAUAAUUUCUCUGACAUAGUAGAAGGGGUUGACUUUGAUAAGGAUUGUGAGGAUCCUGAAUAUAAACCACUCCAGGGUCCACCGAAGGACCAAGAUGAUGAGGGUGAUCCCUUGAUGAUGAUGGAUGAGGAGAUCUCAGUGAUUGAUGGAGAUGAAGCCCAGGUGACCCAACAGCCAGGCCAUCUAUUCUGGCCUCCAGGCUCUGCCCUAACAGCUAGGCUCCGGCGCCUUGUAACAGCCUAUCAGCGCAGCUACAAGAGAGAACAGAUGAAGAUAGAGGCUGCAGAACGUGGGGAUCGGCGACGGCGGCGUUGUGAAGCAGCCUUCAAGCUAAAAGAAAUUGCACGACGUGAGAAACAACAACGAUGGACAAGGCGUGAACAAACGGAUUUCUAUCGAGUAGUGUCUACCUUUGGUGUGGAAUAUGACCCUGACACCAUGCAGUUCCAUUGGGAUCGCUUCCGCACUUUUGCCCGACUAGACAAAAAAACAGAUGAAAGCCUUACCAAGUAUUUCCAUGGCUUUGUGGCCAUGUGCCGCCAAGUGUGCCGCCUGCCCCCAGCAGCUGGAGAUGAACCCCCAGACCCUAAUCUGUUCAUUGAGCCCAUCACUGAGGAGAGGGCCUCACGGACUCUUUACCGUAUUGAAUUGCUUCGACGCUUAAGGGAACAAGUUCUGUGUCACCCUCUUUUGGAAGAUCGGCUGGCAUUGUGUCAGCCCCCAGGUCCUGAAUUGCCCAAAUGGUGGGAGCCUGUUCGGCAUGAUGGGGAGCUACUACGAGGGGCAGCCCGCCAUGGGGUGAGCCAAACAGACUGCAACAUCAUGCAGGACCCAGACUUCUCUUUUCUGGCUGCCCGUAUGAAUUACAUGCAGAACCAUCAGGCAGGAGCACCAGCUCCAUCCCUGUCACGCUGCUCUACUCCACUGCUACACCAGCAGUAUACCUCACGCACUGCCUCACCGUUGCCCCUGCGCCCAGAUGCUCCUGUCGAAAAGUCACCUGAGGAGACAGCUGCCCAGGUCCCCAGUCUGGAGAGUCUGACUUUAAAGCUAGAACAUGAGGUGGUGGCCAGGAGCCGACCAACCCCACAAGACUAUGAGGUGCGAGUGGCCCCCUCUGAUACUACCCCUUUGGUUUCCCGGAAUAUUCCGCCAGUCAAACUGGAGGAUGAGGAUGAUUCAGACUCUGAGCUGGACUUGAGCAAGCUGUCACCAUCAUCCUCUUCUUCCUCAUCCUCAUCCAGCUCCAGCUCCAGCACUGAUGAGAGUGAGGACGAGAAGGAAGAGAAGCUAACUGCGGACCAUUCCCGCUCAAAGCUCUAUGAUGAAGAGAGUCUCCUGUCUCUUACUAUGUCCCAAGAUGGAUUCCCAAAUGAAGAUGGUGAACAAAUGACUCCUGAGCUUUUGCUGCUGCAGGAAAGACAAAGAGCUUCUGAGUGGCCCAAGGAUCGUGUCCUGAUAAACCGUAUUGACCUCAUCUGCCAGGCUGUACUCUCAGGGAAGUGGCCUUCUAGCCGCAGGAACCAGGAAAUGAUCACAGGAGGAAUUUUGGGGCCAGCCAACCACUUGCUAGAGAGUCCCUCAUUGACCCCUGGAGAAUAUGGUGAUUCUCCAGUCCCCACACCACGGAGCAGCAGUGCAGCUUCCAUGGCUGAGGAGGAAGCAUCUGCAGUAACCACAGCAGCAGCCCAAUUCACCAAACUUCGCCGAGGCAUGGAUGAGAAGGAGUUUACGGUUCAGAUCAAAGAUGAGGAAGGAUUAAAGUGGUCACCAUGCUGAAACUGUGUUCAACCGGGUUUUGCCAGGGCCUAUUGCACCAGAGAGCAGCAAGAAGCGGGCCCGCAGGACGCGACCAGACCUUUCUAAGAUGAUGGCCCUGAUGCAGGGAGGAGGCACUGGGUCCUUAUCUCUACAUAACACCUUCCAACACAGCAGUGGUGGCCUACAGUCUGUGUCAUCUCUGGGUCACAGCAGUGCCACUUCUGCAUCUUUGCCUUUUAUGCCAUUUGUGAUGGGUGGUGCAGCAUCAUCCCCUCAUGUAGACUCCAGCACCAUGCUUCAUCACCACCACCACCACCCCCACCCCCACCAUCACCACCAUCACCAUCCAGGCUUGAGAGCCACUGGCUACCCCUCUUCACCAGCGACUACCACCUCUGGUACUGCCUUGCGGUUGCCAUCACUGCAACCUGAGGAGGAUGACGACGACGAGGAUGAGGAAGAUGAUGAUGAUUUAUCUCAGGGCUAUGAUAGCUCAGAAAGGGACUUCUCACUCAUUGAUGACCCUAUGAUGCCAGCCAACUCAGACUCCAGUGAAGAUGCUGAUGACUGAAGCCUCAGCAUGGUCCCCAUUGCUUGGGUGGCUGCUGUAUUUUCAUUUACUCUGGCCCUUGGACUAUGAAGAAAUGGGAGGGGCAGGGGAGAUGUGGGGAAACCCAGGACUCCAGGAGGUGGAAAGGGAAAAAAAUCAAAACAAAAAAAAAAACCUGUACCUGAUUGCUCCCAAUUUUGAGAGGAUCGGGUGGGCAGGGGAACUCCUAAAAUAAUACAUGACCACUUCCUCGUUGCUGGGGAAGGAAAGGAGACUAGAGCUGCUGGUGCGCUCACCCCUCCCUAGACACCUCCAUUAACCACAGACUAUGUAGCGCUGGCCCUCGCCUCUGGCAGAGCCUGUUCCUGGCCGAACUGUGGAUACAGCUGGAGGGUCAGGAACUGUUACCUUCCUUCCCCUUGGCAUUAAUAAAUUUAAGUUAAUCCUUU